CGGUGAGGUCGGUGGCAUCGUGCUUUGGAAAGGGCCCGUCGCACCACACAGGGCUGGGCGUGAAGGCCCCCAAGAGGAAGCGCGAGAAGGAGCACCACGGGGAGGGCAAGCUGCUGCUGGAUGGCUCCACUCCUCACCCAGUCAAGCGCCGCCCCAAGCCUGACGACUCGGCGCAGCUAGGCUCUCCUGAUGCUGAAGGCGGAGGCAGACUGAGAGGAGUGCAGUUCCCAUUCUCUGUAGAUGAAAAGGUCUUGAUCAAGGGCAAUAAACGGACCCCGGAGAAGUUCUUUGGCAAAGAAGCUGUUAUCACGUCGCAGUGCUUGAACGGCUGGUAUCUCGUGCGCAUACUGGACUCGGGUGAGAGCGUCCGCCUACAGUACCGCUCGCUCCAGAAGUGUGACGGAACGGCAGUACAAGCCAAAGCCGAGCCGCACCAACGCACCGACACCGCCGAACCACAGGCGGAUGCAGGGGGGGAAGGGGUGGCAACGAGCGGAGACAAGUCCUGGUGGGUGGCGGGAGAGAGGCGCAUGAUGGGCGAGAUGUCCGCGCUCCUGCAGGCCGACGACGACUCGGACCACCCACCAUCCUUCCCUGACGACGCCCUCCUCCCACCCAACCCCUCCGGUGGCACUCCCCUGUCCCCAUCCCUGCUGGGACAAUCCCUUAUGCUCUCUCCCCCGUCCAGCCACCUUGCCCUGUUAAGUCCGAGUCCUCAAAUGGGUAGGCCGUCUGGUGGUGGUGGCGUGGAGUCAGGGGAGUACGGGUGUGAGGGGUCGGUGGGGGCGGGGCUGUCGCCGCCUCUGCAGGGGGCGUCGCUAGCUAAGGGGACGCAGGCCCUGAUUGCUGCUGCUGCUGCCGUUGAGGCUGAAUGCAGGGGAGAAGCAGGUGGUAGUGGUGCUACUGGUGCUUGUGCUACUGGUAGUGUUGGUGCUACUGGUGAUGGUGGUGGGGGUGCUCCUCAUGGUGCUAGUUAUGAUGGGAGGAUCCCUGCUGCUGCUGCUGCUGCUGCUCCUGCCAGUGGAGGCUAUGGGAGUGCAGGGGGCAGCAAACAACAUGGGGGGCUCAGACUGUCCUCGGGUUCUCAGUCCAACCAGGGUUUGGGUAGGAUGGGCAGUGCGGACAGACAGAGCGGUGCAGACAGACAGGGUGGCGCAGACAGAUGCCUGUCAGACCAGCAAGGGCCGCUGCCCCUGUGGAUGUCGCCUAUCACCGCCACAACGAUUCUGCACCAAGCGAUUUCUGAUGCUGGUGGUGGCAGUGGGGAGCAGGGUGGGGGUUUGGGAGUGCUGAACGACCAGGCUGGCUAGUGUACAUCAUCUAAGCCAUGGAUGGGUUGCUGCUGUACAGGUUCCAUUCCUUACCUUGUGCUUGAUCAUUUGGUAGGUAGUCAUGAGGUGCAGUCACAAGGGCUGCUGUGUUUUUGUCAUUGGUUGGGCUGUGUCUGAGCAAAAUGCUUGUGAUUUUCGUGGGUCUAGCUGCCACAUCCCUUGUUUGUGGUAUAUAAUAAAGAUUCACCUGCAUCCGGCUGGUGGAUGUGCU
This is a messenger RNA of Closterium sp. NIES-67, 1542 nucleotides long. NCBI's taxonomy places the organism in Eukaryota, Viridiplantae, Streptophyta, Zygnematophyceae, Desmidiales, Closteriaceae. The record is from the annotation of a GenBank genome assembly.